Molecule: messenger RNA, 2185 nt
Organism: Cucurbita maxima (winter squash)
Lineage: Eukaryota; Viridiplantae; Streptophyta; Magnoliopsida; Cucurbitales; Cucurbitaceae
Exons: 7
Coding region: 245-2170 (641 amino acids)
Biological process (GO): lipid catabolic process
Source: RefSeq, a predicted model, not a curated record
UGGUUUGCCUCCAAACAAACGCAAUUAUCUCUCUAGAUUUUAGGAAUCAAUCAUAUUCGCCUUCCUGAAUUUCUUCCUUUCUUCUCCGAUCCUCUACUUCUCCAAUUUUUGGAGCCCUAGUUUCGUUUCGCAUUCUAUUCCACCAGUUUUGCGGUUGUUUCAAGUGUUAAAUUUUCCUUAAAUCAUCGCACUUCGAGUUUGAUGGUUUUUUUUCCUGAGGCUUCGAUCUCCACAAUUCGAUACCAUGGCGGCCGGUGCAAUGGCAACCUAUGCGGGAGCCGCCUUGAUAAUUUAUUACGUUCUGAGCCGGAGAUUAGCAGCAAAAGGCGAUGAAGAUGAUCGGAAUGGUAAUUUGUCCAAAUCGAUUAGAUCGGGAAGGAGAAGGAUCUCUCGGAGGCCGGCUCAGGCGCCGGCGACGUGGUUUGAGACCAUAACUACUCUAUCGGAGACUCUUAGGUUUACAUACUCAGAAACCUUAGGGAAAUGGCCGAUCGGUGACUUGGCAUUUGGCAUUAAUUACUUGAUGCGGAGACAGGGAAAUUUACAAGUUGCUAAUGUGUAUGCGAGCGACGACAGUGUACAACUUAAAGGUCCUGAAAUUAUCGCAGAGUUGAAGAGCUUUUUGCGGUUGCUCACCUUCUGCAUGUUUUUCUCUAAGAAACCGUUUCCAAUAUUUUUGGAAUCUGCCGGCUAUUCUCAGGAGGAUGUGCUUAUUCAAAAACCAAAAGCUGGGAUUUUGAAGCCUGCCUUUACAAUAAUUCGUGAUAGUAAUUCCAAAUGCUUCCUUUUAUUGAUUCGGGGUACUCAUAGUAUAAAAGACACAUUAACUGCAGUAACUGGUGCAGUGGUUCCUUUCCAUCAUUCAGUUUUACAUGAUGGUGGGAUAAGUAAUCUAGUUUUAGGAUAUGCACACUUUGGGAUGGUUGCAGCAGCUCGUUGGAUUGCGAAGCUAAGCACUCCUUUCUUACUCAAAGGUCUUGAUGAAUUUCCCGACUACAAAAUAAAAAUUGUUGGGCAUUCUCUUGGCGGUGGAACCGCUGCUUUAUUAACAUAUAUUCUUCGAGAACAGAAGGAGUUCUCCUCUAGCACCUGCGUCACAUUUGCCCCAGCUGCUUGUAUGACAUGGGAGUUGGCAGAAUCGGGUAAUCAUUUCAUUACUACAAUUAUUAACGGUUCAGAUCUGGUGCCCACCUUCUCUGCCGCCUCCAUCGACGACUUGCGAUCUGAGGUGACAGCAUCAUCGUGGCUGAAUGAUUUACGAGAUCAGGUAGAACGUACCAGAGUCCUCAAUGUUGUUUAUCGCUCUGCAAGUGCUCUGGGCUCGCGCCUUCCCUCUAUAGCUACAGCCAAAGCUAAGGUCGCCGGUGCAGGCGCCCUGCUCCGCCCCGUCUCUACCACCACUCAGGCUGCGGUAAAAAGUGCGGUUGUGCGAACUCGGUCCUCUCUGUCUUCUUGGUCCUGCAUGGGGGCUCGCAGACGAAACGGAAGCACUUUAUCGGAUCCCACAGAGGAGUUGCCUGAAGCCCCUCUGAUAACAGAAAGGAAGCACGAAUCAUUCAUAGCUGAAGAAGUUACAACACUUAAUACAAUUGAAAAAAAAAAGAAGCUAGAUUCUGGCUCUUCUGGUGAUGAUGGUAUCUCUGAUGAUCACGACACCGAUGAGGAGCACCACCACCACCUCAUACAUGAAGAAAGAACCGACGUCGAAGACAUUACAGACGGCGAGUUGUGGUAUGAACUGGAGAAGGAACUACAGCGACAAGAUGUGAUUACUCGAGAAGCUGAUGUUGUUGGUCCAGCAGCCACAGAAAUUGAAGUGGAGAGUAUGCUAAUAACAGAUGUUGAGGGAAACAGUGAACAACAACCAUUGUCUUCUCUGGAUGCUUCGGAAAAUAUUCGAUUCUAUCCUCCUGGAAAAACAAUGCAUAUUGUCUUAGCCUCCUCCUCGCCGAAUUAUGAUAACUUAGCUCACGACGAUGAUGAUGACGAGAUUGUGCAAGAAAAAGUUGGUAUAUAUGAGACGCCUAGAGAACUGUACAGCAAACUGCGUCUGUCUCGAACAAUGAUCAACGAUCAUUAUAUGCCUAUGUACAAAAAGAUGAUGGAAUUGUUGAUCAACGAACUUGAAAGUGAUGUAUCCAGUAGUUGCCGAAUGUCAAUAAUUUCAUAAAAUGCUUUACAUAUA